Messenger RNA from Caenorhabditis briggsae, 903 nucleotides. It is a transcript of the gene Cbr-col-88, whose product is annotated as Protein CBR-COL-88. Gene Ontology annotation, molecular function: structural constituent of cuticle. The record is from RefSeq and is a predicted model, not a curated record. Lineage: Eukaryota; Metazoa; Nematoda; Chromadorea; Rhabditida; Rhabditidae. The transcript has a single exon. The coding region runs from base 1 to 903 and encodes 300 amino acids.
AUGUCCAACUUUGGCCUUAUCACUGUCCAAAUCUUCACUGCAUCAGCCAUUCUUGGCUCUCUGCUCUACUCGGCUCACCUCUACACUGAGAUCAAUGCUCUUCAAUCUGAUGUUCUUUCCGAUAUGAACUCCUUCAAGACCAUUGCCAAUGACGCCUGGAGAUCCAUGAUCGCUGUGAACGCUCCACAAAUCCAAGGAGCUCUUCCAGACUUUGGCAGUCUUUUCAGAGCAAAGAGAUCUGGAUCAUCUUGCAACUGUGGACCACAACCAAGCAACUGCCCACCAGGACCACCAGGACCACCAGGAGCCCCAGGAGAUGAUGGAGAAGAUGGAGCCAACGGACAAGCAGGACCAAAUGGAGAGGAUGAAGCUAGCCAAGGAAAAUCUUCUCAGCCGACCGAAUGCAUCACUUGCCCAGCUGGCGCUCCAGGACCACAAGGACCAGACGGACCAGCCGGAGCUCCAGGAUCUGAUGGACAACCAGGACAACCAGGUGCACCAGGACAAAACGGAAAACCAGGUGCCCCAGGAGAACAAGGAGAUGCCGGAGCUCCAGGAACCCCAGGAAACAACGGAUCUGAUGGACAGCCAGGACAGAAUGGACAGCGCGGGAACGGAGCUGCUGGAGCACCAGGACCACAAGGACCAGCAGGAGCACCAGGACAAGACGGACAGCCAGGACAAGAUGGAAAUCCAGGAGCUCAAGGAGCACCAGGAAAUGCCGGAGCACCAGGACAACCAGGAGCCGCUGGAGAUGAUGGAGUUGCCGGAGAGAAUGGAUCCGAUGGAGAGCCAGGAACCGACGCCGAGUACUGCCAAUGCCCACCAAGAACCGGAGCUAUUGAGGUGGAGCCAGCCGUGCAGUCCGAGUAUAAGAGAAGAAAGUACAGAUUCUCUAACUAA